Carassius gibelio (silver crucian carp) is the source of this 1916-nucleotide messenger RNA. RefSeq lists its product as uncharacterized. The transcript has 2 exons. The record is from RefSeq and is a predicted model, not a curated record. Bases 295 to 1104 code for a protein of 269 amino acids. Lineage: Eukaryota; Metazoa; Chordata; Actinopteri; Cypriniformes; Cyprinidae.
UGAACUGCGUUGAGCUCCGUCACUAUAUUCUUUUCAUUGACUAUUUUUAACUUAAAAAUCUAUUUUAUACACCAUCGUUUCCGUUUAUAUAACGCGUGAAUAUAUCCUCUAUUGUAUUCUACAACAAAAACAAUUAGAGCGACUCGCUAUCACUAGAUUUAUUUUGAUCUCCCGGGUCGCUAUUAGCUUUUAGCCAGUUAGCAUCAGCAAGCGUGGUUGCUGCUAACUGAGCUUACAUUGCUAAUACUCUAUUCACACACAUUACCACUGCUGUACUCACUGUUACUUGCUUUAAUGGCGGAUGAAUGUCUCCACUCUGUGCAGCUCGAGCUCGAGGCCGUGGGGAAGCAGAUUCGCGACCUGGAACGGAGGCAGGCCGAGCUGAGAGAGCGGAGAGCCACGCUGGAAUCAUCCCGGGCUGACGCUCACAAGUCCGGGGUAAGUAUACAGCGUGCUGUUAACAGUCCCACCACGUCUACUCCGUGUGUUUCUCUGCGCAGGCCCGGUGCACCCAGGACGCGAUCUUCCCAGAUGUCCUUCACUGCGACGCCGGGACACCACGGACCCUGGGUGCAUCCACAGCGGAGGAUGCGAGCCGGGUCCCGGGCGACGACAUCUCCCCCUCCUGCCUUCGAGAUCUCCAUCCAGAACCGCUUCGCUCCCCUCCGCGAGACAGGACGCGACGCUGUGAUCAUCGGAGACUCCAUCGUCCGACACAUACCCGCGAUCCUGAAGGACGACGAGAGCCCGAGAGCGGUCGUGCUUCACGCCGGGGUUAACGACACCACGCUGCGGCAGACGGAGACGCUGAAGAGGGACUUCAGGAGCCUGAUCGAGACGGUUCGCAGCACGACGCCCGCGGCGACGAUCGUCGUGUCAGGACCACUGCCCACGUAUCGACGAGGACACGAAAGGUUCAGUAGACUUUUUGCUUUAAAUGAAUGGUUGUUGUCAUGGUGUAAAGAACAUAAACUGCUAUUUGUUAAUAACUGGAAUCUUUUCUGGGAGCGUCCUAGACUGUUUCGUGCUGAUGGAUUACACCCCAGUCGAGUCGGAGCGGAGCUUCUCUCUGACAACAUCUCCAGGACACUUCGCUCCAUGUGACUAGUAAGACAAUUCUCAAAUAACCAUUAUGAUGAGUUUUGUUCCACCCGCUUAAAUGAUAAAAGUACUUGUGCUGUAAAACCUAUUAAGACUGUGUCUGUUCCCCGAAUAGUGAGGUCAAAAUAUAAAUAUAAAUAUAAUGUAGGAUCUAGAAAAAAUCUUAUCGUAAUUAAACCAGAAAAAUGUAAAGUAAAUGAACAAAAACAAUUUUUAAAGUUUGGGCUAAUAAAUAUUAGAUCACUCGCACCAAAAGCAGUUAUUGUAAAUGAAAUGAUCACAGAUAAUAGUUUUGAUUUACUCUGCUUGACUGAAACCUGGCUAAAACCAAAUGAUUAUUUUGGUCUAAAUGAGUCUACUCCACCAAACUACUGUUAUAAACAUGAGCCCCGUCAGACUGGUCGUGGCGGGGGUGUUGCAACAAUAUAUAGUGAUAUUCUCAAUGUUACCCAGAAAACAGGAUACAGGUUUAACUCUUUUGAAAUACUAAUGCUAAAUGUUACUCUGUCAGACAUGCAAAAGAAAUCUAAUGUAUCUCUUGCUCUGGCUACUGUGUAUAGACCACCAGGGCCGUAUACAGAAUUCCUAAAAGAAUUUGCAGAUUUCCUCUCAGACCUUCUAGUUACAGUUGAUAAGGCGCUAAUCAUGGGAGAUUUUAAUAUUCACGUUGAUAAUACAAAUGAUACAUUAGGACUUGCGUUUACUGACCUAAUAAACUCCUUUGGAGUCAAGCAAAAUGUCACCGGGCCCACUCAUCGUUUUAAUCAUACACUAGAUUUAAUUAUAUCGCAUGGCAUCGAUCUUACUGCUAUAGA